CAUUCACACACUUCCCUCCUCAGCGAUGGGUACGCAGACAGCCGAGCUCCUGGACUGUCUCUGAAUGUGUAUCUGACACCUCCUCUUGCUGAGCUCCGGAGGCUCCCAGUGACCUCUUGGUAAUCAGCCUUGGCGGGCAGGGCCUAAAUCCCCACCCCUUGGAAAACUCACGGAGCCUGAUGUCUGCCUGAGCAGCUUUCAGGAAAGACCUCACAAGCACCCACCCAAUCUCUCCUAGUAGAAAAUUGCCAAACCAAGCCCAUUUCCUCAAAAGAUGGUGGAGCACUUAGCAGCCUCCUAUAUUGCUCUGAAACUGGAGAAUGAAAUUCUGCAAGCCCAAGUGCAGCGGCUGAUGGAAGAAAAUGCUGCGCUCCAGGCCCAGAUCCCAGCGCUCCAGAAGUCCCAAGCAGCCAAAGAGGAUGAACCACUCCAAAACCCCUCACAGACCCAGGAGCCCCAGAAGCCCCCAGAGCCCCUGGGUCCCCCAGCAGGCUGGGAUCUCCAAGAGCCCCCAGAGGUCAAAGAGGCCCAGAAGCCCCCAGAGCCCCUGGGUCCCCCAGCAGCCUGGGAUCCCCAAGAGCCCCCAGAGGUCAAAGAGGCCCAGAAGCCCCCAGAGCCCCUGGGUCCCCCAGCAGCCUGGGAUCCCCAAGAGCCCCCAGAGGUCAAAGAGGCCCAGAAGCCCCCAGAGCCCCUGGGUCCCCCAGCAGCCUGGGAGCCCUCAGAGCUCCCAGAGGUCAAGGAACCCCAGAAGCCCCCAGAGCCCCAGGAUCUCUCAGCCUGGGAGCCUACCGAAGCAGAGGAGCCCCAGGAGGCCCAGAAGCCCCUGGAGCCCUCAUCAAUCCAGGAGCCCCAGAAUUCAGAACCACAAGAUCCCCCAAAUGCUGGGGAGCCCCAGGAGGCACCAGAAUGCCAGGAGACAUCGGCACAGCUGGAACCCCUUGAUCUUCCAGCUCCCCAGGAGCCUCUGGAGACUUGGGUGCCCCAGGAAUCCCUGGAUCCUUCAGGUACCCAGGAGUUAUUAGAACUCUUAGCACCCCAAGAGUCCCUGGAAGGCCUAGUAGUUGUCAAGACAUCAGCAGCUUCAGAGUUCCCACAGGCCCCCAUUGGAUUAGAGGCUGCAGAUUUCCCCCUAGAAUACCCUCUAGUCUUCAAUGGGGAUGCCCAGAAGCUUUCUGAGUUCCUGAUUCAUCUAAAUAGUUACAUGAGAGUCAGAGGGCACCUGUACCCCACUGAAGCAGCCCUGGUGAGCUAUGUUGGCCACCGCUUCUCAGAUGAGGCAGGAAGGUGGUUCCAGCCCUUAUUGGAUAUCCAAAGCCCCCUGCUGGAGCAAUUUGAAAGUUUCAUACGAGUCCUCCAGGAUACUUUUGACAAUCCAGAAAACAUGGAUGAUGCCAACCACUGCAUCCGUCAGCUCUGCCAAGGGGAGGGCCCUGUCCACCAGUACGUGACUCACUUCUACCUCAUUGCUCAAGAGCUGACCUGGGAUGAACGCACUCUCUGCAUCCAGUUUCAAGAAGGGCUUCCCAGUUUUAUCCGAGAUGAACUGUCUCACACUAGCCCAGCCAACAAUCUGUCUGAUCUGAUCACUCAGUGCAUCAGCCUAGAAGAGAAGCUAAAUGGUGAGCCUGAUCCCAAUCCGUCAGGGGCAAGCCCCUCUGAAGAGAAAGAUGGGCCUGAGAGUCUGCCAGCUGAAAACCAGCCUGUGCGGGCCGCAAGCAACCGUCCUCACAUCAGUGAAGCUGAACGGGCCCGCCGCCGCGAAGGCCACUUGUGCCUCUACUGUGGUCAUCCUGGUCAUUUUGCCAGAGAUUGCCCGGUCAAGCCUCACCGUGCCCAGCAGGCGGGAAACAUCGAGGCCCGGCGGUAAGGGGGACCCCGGGCGGGCCAGUCUACAAAUAUGCGUCCCCCUCUCUUCCAAUAUCUAUGUCCCGUACCCUAUGGCUAACUGUUGAAAUCCGACUGGGAAGACUACAGUUCUUUGAGCAAGCAAUGGUGGAUUCAGGCUCCUACAGAAACAGCAUCGACCAUUCUGUGGUUCUUCGAGAGAAGCUGCCCAUCCGCAAUAAUAUCUUCCCUCUGAUGCUCGAAACCGUCGAUGGCCGUCCGCUGAUUAAUGGACCCAUAACCAAGGAAACACCACCAGUCGAAGUUAAAAUUGGAAACCACGUUGAAGAGCUCCAGUUUGACGUUAUUCAUGCACCACGGUACCCUCUGAUUCUUGGAAUCCACUGGCUUGAGACACAUGACCCAAACAUAGAGUGGAGUACCCGCACUGUGUCCUUUCCGUCACGUUAUUGUCACUACAAUUGCUUCAGGCACAGGUGGAAUAGAAGACGUCGUGAUGAAAUAAUUGCUGGGUAGAUCCUGCGUCCUAGUGACCGCUCCUGGCAACCUGUCUUCUGUUACCUCAGCUGUCAUCAGCAUUUGCUGCUCCCUGAAUCUUCCACUGAACCUCUGGCUAUGAACUAAGGCUACCUGUACAACGACCCUGCCUCUCGGAUUACGGACUGAACCUGACGACUUUGAGCUGCUUUUUUCACCAAUCCUGCAUGCCCCCCUCUCUGAACCCUGCAUUAUGAAGGGCGAUUUUAAUUACAAUUUAUACUAAUACUAUGCAUGAGAAUAGAUAUUAGAAACCAAUAAUGAAAAAGUGUAGCUGUUAGACUGACUUGAUUUUUUUCUGAUCAAGAUUUUCUCUAUCACAAAAAUUGCAGCAUCUUUUUAAUAAAGAAAAUAAAUUUCCAAGUGAUAAUUUUUAGAAGAAUCAAUAAACAUUGGCAAUUUCUA
Molecule: messenger RNA, 2787 nt
Organism: Galeopterus variegatus (Sunda flying lemur)
Lineage: Eukaryota; Metazoa; Chordata; Mammalia; Dermoptera; Cynocephalidae
Gene: RTL3
Product: zinc finger, CCHC domain containing 5
Exons: 2
Coding region: 275-1867 (530 amino acids)
Molecular function (GO): zinc ion binding; nucleic acid binding
Source: RefSeq, a predicted model, not a curated record